This is a messenger RNA of Echinostoma caproni, 1008 nucleotides long. NCBI's taxonomy places the organism in Eukaryota, Metazoa, Platyhelminthes, Trematoda, Plagiorchiida, Echinostomatidae. The record is from the annotation of a GenBank genome assembly.
AUGAAUAAGAUUGUGUCAUCGCUGUUACUCUGCAAAUCAACUCCCGAUUUCAUUCUUUCUCCAUUGUGCGGCAAACGAAGUGCUAAAUCUUUGAGGAGUCCGGCCAAUUUGUUGAUCAUCAAUUUGUCUCUUUCCGACUGUCUAUUCUCGGCCACGGUGGGAUUUCCGCUGAAGACGAUCGCCGCAUUCAAUCAACGGUGGACCUGGGGGAAACUCGCUUGUGAAAUCUACGGUUUCCUGGGUGGAUUGUUCGGAUUUGUGUCUUUGUCUACCAUGGUCGCUAUCGCUCUUGAUCGUUAUUUCGUGAUCGUACAACCUGUACAAGCAUUGGCACGAAUGACAUACACUCGUGCCAUUGUGAUGCUAAUUGUCGUGUGGCUUUGGUCUCUUCUAUGGUCCGUACCCCCGUGGCUUGGGAUCGGGCGAUACAUCCCGGAAGGCUUUCAAACAUCGUGCACUUUUGACUAUUUGUCACACGAUUUGGAAAAUCUGUUGUUCAAUGCUGGGAUGUACAUCUUUGGAUUCUCCAUUCCUGUCCUCAUCAUUGUGUACUGUUACUAUCAAAUUGUGCGAGCAGUCCGUUUAAACGAACAACAAUUGAAGAAAAUGGCUCAAAAGUUGAACGCUGAUAAUCCAACGUCAAUGAAAUCGAGCGACAAAAAGGCCGACGUGGAAGCAGCCAAGACCUCGGUAAUUUUGGUCCUUUUGUACUUGAUGGCCUGGACUCCGUACGCUGUGGUCUGUCUCAUGGCCAUGAUUGGUCAGCUCCCCGCAAUGACUCCAUUUAUGGCUGAGUUACCGGUGUUUUUUGCGAAGGCCUCUGCCGUCUACAACCCCUUCGUGUACGCACUCCGUCAUCCCAAGUUCCGUGCAGAAUUGGAGAAACGUAUUCCCUUCUUGCUGUGUUGCUGUCCACCACCACAGAAGUCCGGACAACCAUCACAAGGUGCUACAGUGAGCAACGUGAAUCUGACCGCUACAGAGGCCGCCGAGAGCAGACCGGAGUGA